This is a messenger RNA of Angiostrongylus costaricensis, 2049 nucleotides long. The record is from the annotation of a GenBank genome assembly. Lineage: Eukaryota; Metazoa; Nematoda; Chromadorea; Rhabditida; Metastrongylidae.
AUUCUUCAAGCUCAACGUCUCGAAAAAAUGGGUAUUAAUGGAAAGGAUGAGAGUCAAGUUAACACCGAGCGGAUCGCCGUACUGGACUUUGGGGCUCAAUAUGGAAAGGUGAUUGAUCGUCGCGUUCGAGAAGCAAACGUGCUUUCCGAGAUGUUUCCGUUAAAUGUGAGUGCCCGAGAGAUAAUGGCAAACGGGAAAUUUAAAGGUAUUAUUAUCUCAGGCGGUCCAAAUUCGGUCUAUGCACCGGGAUCACCUCAAAUCGACCCCCUCAUAUUUACAUGUGGUUUGCCCGUAUUGGGCAUUUGUUAUGGUUUUCAACUCAUGAACAAAGGGCAUGGUGGUGAUGUUUCUAAGGAGCAAAUAAGAGAGGAUGGACAAUCUUCAAUCUGGAUGGAUACCUCUUGCGAAAUGUUCCAUGGUCUUAACGAAAACGAGCAGGUGCUGUUAACUCAUGGAGAUUCUGUCACGGAAAAAACAGUAGCGCCAAAUUUCAAAGUUGUUGCUAAGAGUGGUGCACAUGUCGCAGGUAUUGCAUGUCCUGAAAAAAGACUGUACGGGGUGCAGUUCCAUCCGGAAGUCGACUUGACUAUGAACGGAAGGAAAAUUUUAGACAAUUUCCUCUUUCGAAUAUGUGGAUGCACGGGAGCUUAUACAAUGAGUAACCGUGAACAAAUGUGUAUUGAUGAAAUCAGAAAUACUGUCGGAGACAAGAAAGUGUUGGUAUUGGUUUCCGGCGGUGUAGACUCAUCAGUAUGUGCUGCCUUAUUAAAAAAAGCUCUUGGAAGCGAGAGAAUUACAGCAAUUCAUAUUGACAACGGAUUCAUGAGAAAGGAUGAGAGCGACAAUGUGAUUGAAAGUCUGAAGGCGAUCGAUGUUCCUGUACACAGAGAACAUGCCGGAAUCAAAUUCAUGGUUGCUACUCUGUCUGGUAAAACUGGCGACGGUGACCCGCUUGAUCGAACAGUUGAUCCAGAGUUGAAGCGCCAAAUUAUUGGGAACACAUUUAUUCGGGUGAAGGACUAUCUCAUGGAAGAGUUGAAACUAAAUAAAGACGAUUAUUUCCUUGCUCAAGGGACGUUGAGACCAGAUUUGAUUGAAAGCGCUAGUGAACUUGCUAGUAAACAUGCUGAUACUAUCAAAACUCAUCACAACGACACAGCUCUCGUCAGGGAAUUGCGAGCAUUAGGCCGUGUUGUUGAACCACUGAAGGAUUUCCAUAAAGACGAAGUGCGUGAGUUGGGCCGGUCACUUGGGCUUCCUGACUAUCUUGUUUACAGGCAACCGUUUCCUGGUCCUGGUCUUGCAAUAAGAAUUAUUUGUGCUAAGGUUAGUUUUACUCUGCCACACAUGUGCAGUGAUUUUGCACCAACACAUCAGUGCUUAAAUGUGUUAGUUAACCUUCGACAUCCACCGGCAACACCAGUUGAAAUUAUGGCAGCGUUAAAAGACUGGGAAAUCGCAGAAUUUUUAUCACAACCUUUUGUAAUUACUGCUACACUGUUGCCAAUUAAGAGUGUUGGUGUACAAGGAGACAGUCGGUCUUAUUCAUAUGUGGCUGCUUUAUCCGUUGAGGAUACUUUUAUUCCUUGGAAAUUACUUGCUCGUUAUGCCACUAUUAUCCCUAAACUACUUCAUAAUAUUAACAGAGUUGUUUACGUUUUUGGUGAACCGGUGAACUAUCCAGUUACCACCAUCACACCCACAUACCUUAACGCAUUCAGUGUUAAAAUGCUUCAAGAGGUAGGGUUAGUAGUCAGCUUAAGGUUCACUCCAUUCACAUUCCUUUUUAUUGUUGCUAUGCCUGUGGUUAUGAUUCCAAUUCACUUCGAUCGUCCACCCACGGAAAUAAAUUCGUAUAAACGGUCUUUUGUGUUACGACCGUUUAUUACCACUGAUUUCAUGACUGGUUUAGCAGCACUUCCGGGAAGAGACAUUCCUGAAAAGAGUAUCCAAGAGAUGGUACGGCGUAUUGUGUCGCAUGUUAAGGGCACCUCGCGGGUCAUGAUAGACCUUACUAGUAAGCCGCCUGGCACGACUGAAUGGGAGUGA